This is a messenger RNA of Phytophthora megakarya, 693 nucleotides long. NCBI's taxonomy places the organism in Eukaryota, Oomycota, Peronosporomycetes, Peronosporales, Peronosporaceae. The record is from the annotation of a GenBank genome assembly.
AUGGACUCAGGACAAGUACCGACUAGUUUUCUCGAAUCCCAUAUUUUCAGUAUCAGUAAGGGCGGUGAUCCGACCAAUCCUCUCAACUACAGACCGAUAGCUUUGCUGAAUUGUGACUACAAAAUCUUCACUCGGAUACUGGCACGCAGAAUGCGAAGUUACUUGCCGAAAAUGGUCCAUGAUACGCAGUUCGGGUUUGUGCCAAAGAGGACCAUCCACGGAGCUAUUGAUCUCUUUGAGGCAGCCAACGUUGCGGUGAAAGCUGCGGACACGGACGAGAUGCAGAAUGCGCAGGUACUGAUGCUAGACUUUGCUAAGGCCUACGAUUCAUUGAGCCGACACUUCAUGCUGGAGGUGCUGCAAGCUAAAGGUAUACCGCCCAAAUACUGCCGAGUCAUCAGGUCAAUACACGAGGGCACUACAGCACGUUUCAAGGCAAAUGGAGACUUGUCACGAGCAAUUACGGUGACUAGCGGAAUAAGGCAAGAAUUCCCACUCGCCCCUCUCCUCUUCAUCGUAGCGGUAGACUCACUAUAUGAUGAAAUAGAGUCUAAUCCAAUUCUACGUGGAAUCACUUUCGAGAACCAGCAGGACAAACCCCCUGAAGCUGCUGACCGGAACGAGGCAUCUACCCUGACAAUCGUGGGCUAUGCAGAUGAUACGGCGACUUACAUCACCAAUGCUGAGUUGUAG